Neoarius graeffei (lesser salmon catfish) is the source of this 3753-nucleotide messenger RNA. It is a transcript of the gene fam234a, whose product is annotated as family with sequence similarity 234 member A. The coding region runs from base 97 to 1773 and encodes 558 amino acids. The record is from RefSeq and is a predicted model, not a curated record. The transcript has 12 exons. NCBI's taxonomy places the organism in Eukaryota, Metazoa, Chordata, Actinopteri, Siluriformes, Ariidae.
CACUUCUGAAAGCGGUUGUGAAACAGCAGUGUGUUUUGAUACUUUCAGAGAUGAGCGGCUGAGUUUCUCACUGUGACGAGAUAAAAACAUUAAAAAAUGUCAAACUCAGCGGACCAUACGAUGGAGGUGGAGCCUCUGAAAGGCCAACCGGAAGAAACAGAUGGGCCCAAUGGACAGGGCUGUACAGGCAAAAUGGGCGUGACUAAGCUGUCAGGGUGUCGCACGGCAGUGUUCCUGUUCUCAAUGUUCCUCUGUCUGACCGUGGUGUUCGCCUUCUCCUUCAUCCUGCCGUGUCCUGUCAGACCACAGUACUUGUCUGCCUGGAAUCUGACAAUACCUGCUGCAGUGACCUAUAAUUUCCUGGCCAUUGGUGAUGCAAGUGAAGACAAAGUGCUGGACGUGUUCCUCAUCUUUAAGAGCUCAGAGGGUGUCAUGAACCACACCUGCACUGGGGAAGGUCUGUUGUCCCCAUGUCUAUUUCUGCUGGCUCUUGAUGGUACUGAUGGACAUGUGUUGUGGGAACGACCUCUAGCUGCUGAAUUUGAUUGGGCAGAAUGUGGACUGGACGUCGGAGGUAAAGGACCGAAGCUUUGUGUGGUGGCUCACGCUGAUAAUUUCACCAGCAUUGACAUGCACAAAGGUAAAAUCCUGCGGCAGGUCCCUCGCCCCAUUGAUGCUAAUGGUAACCUCCCAGUGAUCAGUCUGCCAGGUCUGAAGGACAUCGCAAUGCUGAGUUACUCAACCACUGAUGCUUCUUCAGUGGUGGGGCUGAUAUUCUCAGGUAAAUGGGGUAAUAUGACUGCCUUCGAGAAUGAUGAGGGUGUGGCUCUCGGACAGAUGAGGUCUCACCUGCGGUUCAUGACAGCGAGUGAAGCGCAGUACGUCCUGCUCCACACAGACACAGGGCUGUAUGCGGUGAGUUUGGGAAGGUUGUUGGAGAGUGCUGAAGCUGGUCUCGACUCCAAACUGAAGAAAGAUGAAAGCUGGGAGCGAAGAGCUAAUAACAAGGGACUCAUCACGCUAUACAACUCAGCCUCUUUGCAGUCUGUACUGAAGGUGAGAGGUUCAUAUUCAAGCUCCUCUCCCUCACUGCUGCUCCAGACCGACUCCACUGUGAUGCUUUUUGACACACGCAAACUCCGCGUUACCUGGACCACUAACACAAGCAACCUGGUCAGUACUCCAUCAUUUGGACACUUCAACAAAGAUGGAGUUCCUGAUAUCAUGCUUGAAGAAGAUCAGGGAAACAACAUCAAGAGAGUGGUGAUUUUAGAUGGAAAGAAGGGCAGUGUGCUGUGGGAGGUGAUCAUGCCAUUCCGCUUUAACAAUCCGCAACCAGCUUCGAUUCUCACCCUCAACAACCACUACUCUGUGUUUAUGCUGUGGGGACAGUCCCACACACACACCAAUGACACAAGCUUGGAGGUAGAGGAACGCUCUUCAUAUCUGCUCUACCCACUCAAGUCUGAUUUCUUGCUGGAGAGGAGAAACCCUGCCCAACACAUAAUUGCCUUUAAAGCACUUCUGUUGGAACGAGGCCGUCAUGCCUCUUACUUCGUCCUGACUGGAGAAGACGGAGCUCUGAACAGGGGGGUGGUGCUCGAUGAGGCCAAGUCGGUCAUCCUGACCAAGCGGAAGAUCAAAGGAGACGUAUCUGAGAGCAGUGUGCUGAGAGUGGGUGCAGCUGGCAGACUGGAAGCAGAUGCUUCCGUGGAGGAGGAGUCUGUGAAGGAGACGUUCUACAGGCUGAGGUUCAGCGAUCAAGCUCAGUGAGGUUUAAACUCUCAGAAGUCUGUGUGUACUACUGAUUUGAUUUCAUCUGUUCAGGGAUCGCUGUGGGAGGGUCAGUGCUGGGAUUAGUGGGAAGGUAAUCAUGUGGGGGGUUAGUGGGCAAAUGAGCGGGGUGUGAGCUGAGCGGGAUUAGUACUUCAUGGAUAUUUGUAUGGGGGAUGAGUGAGAAGGGCGGAGUAUGUUGAGAUUGGUGUGAAUGGUUAGUGAUGGGAUUAGUGCUGGGUGAGAGAAACGGCUCUCAGUCAUGUACUCAGACUUUUUAGAAUAAUUUCUUUUUCACACACACACACACACACACACACACACACACACCUCCUUAAACACUACUACUUGCUAUGCUGUAAUCUGUGUGUCUUACUCUGGUACUCCUGGAUUUAGAACCCUAAUCCUGUCCUAGUUCACUACAACAGACUGGUUUUGCACCAUAAACCACAGCUGCUCCUCCUCUGUGGUUCUAGUGCACUCGGUCUGGCCAGUGUAUUAGCCCUGAAGUGUGCUCCCUAAUCCCUAGUCACUAUGCUGUAAUCUAUGCACCGAUGGGAACGCUCUUAUCCCAUUUCACUGAAGCAGCCUUCCUCUAGACUGUGCUCAGUGCCUUUUAGAAACACUGUGUAAAUGAGACACGACCUUCAGCUGCGAAGAUAAAAACGAAGACAAUCGAGACGUUUACAGUCAAUGAAUAAAUGUUGAAACAUAAAUGUAACAGGACAGACAAAUAAGGGCCUCUGUAUUAAUAUUUAAAAAAAAAAUUAAUAGAGACAGAAGCACUUUAUCAGGGAACAGGCCACCUGUAAGGUGUAGAUGCUCCGUUACACACGGAAUCAGGUGUAAACCCUCGUUUAUUAGAGGAGGAAGAUUAUUUAUUCAGACACUCCUUUAUCUUUUAUCAUAUUAUUUAAAUUUUUUUUUUUUAAUUGAACUCGAACAACUCCUGCUGGACAGAUCGACGUUGAUGAAUGAUGUCCUUGAAAGGAAGUGUGUGAUGAGUUAGGUGCUAAACUGGAGAUUGUUUGCUGCAUUAGUGUUAAUGUUGCCUCCAGUGCAGGACUAAGGAAGGAAACCAACUGUCCCACACCAACACCGGAUACGUCCUGGAUUAAUAAAUUGUAGUGUAGAUACACCGUGUGUGUGUGGGGCAUAAUGAACCAAAGCUGCUGGUUUGAACCCAAAGUUGUCGUGUGCUGUGAUUUAUUAUCGCUGCUCUGAUCAUGUAUAACGCGCACACUGUGCCUUACAGCCCCCUCAUCCCCCUUCCUGUAAAAGUUAAAAUUCACAGUAUUUAAAGUGAAUAAAAUGCUGUCUCCACCCCUUUACUUUCCCCUUGAUCGAGUUCCCUUAAACGACGUCCUAACUCUCAGCUCGACUGAGGGUUGGUGUGAUUGGACUUCAGGAGCAGUCUGUCUUUAGCGUGCUGGAUGUUUUAACAGUCCAACAGGAAGUCACCGGCGCUCUGUGGAGUGUUGCACAGUUCAAGCUUCUGGAGGUUAAAAAAAAAAAUUGUGGCUUAAUUCGUUCAGAUUUUAAAUUCGUUAUUUCUUUACACGAACACUGCCUAAUCUAAUGCACAUCAGAUUUCAUCAUUUUAAUGCUGCUGUUUAAAGGAAAAAAAACAAUCAUUCUGAAAAGGUCAGAUUAUAUUUUCAAAGUCGCUAAAAUAAGUCAGGGUGUGUUUUUUUUUUUUUUUUUUUUUCUUUUUUCAUUAAAAAAAAAAAGUUUCUUUUUCUUCCUGUGUGUUUAAUCGCUGCUGUGUGAACAGGAGCAUGUUGAGGAGCUGAUGAACCUGUUCUGUACUGCUGUGUGGGUUUUAUUGGCGGUUGGGGUUAUUAGAGGUCGUUGCUGUAAACCUGUAGAUCAGGUACAUUUUAAAGCUCUGCUCUGGAUCUCGUGCUGAAUUUCUGAAAGCUGGAAACUGAUUGAUUUAAAGAAUGUAAAUGAUUUAAUAAAGACACGAACAAAUUUAAA